AUGACACCCAGAACCAAGAUUCGUUUAAAACUGACGCGUGGCACAAACACCGCAGAGAGCACGCCCAAGGGUUUUGCCGACGUCGAAGAUGAGACCAUGGUCGAUGUGGCUGCGGCUGGCGAGGGCUCCGAGCACGAGGAGCCGCAUGCGCAAGACGACGACGACGACGACGACGAAGACCAGGAGGAAACCAAGAUGGCGUCGGACCAGGAAGAAGCAGCUGCCAAGGAAGGUGACCGCGGCGGCGACGGCGACGGCGACGGCGAAGGCGACGAGACCAAGCAACUCAGUCCGCCGCCUCAGCCUGUGAUUCGAAGAAAGCGACUGGGUCGACCGCCAAAGAACAAGCCGCCGGACUGGGACCCCAUGAUUACCGUGACGGAAGACACGCCGCGACGUCGAGGUCGCGGAGGGUGGAGAGGUCGAGGUGGUCGCAAGGGAGGGCCAACAGCGCCAAAGGCCGAACAGGUCAUCGACGCCGAAGGGACCGUGGCCGAGAUUGUCAAUGACGAGUGUGUGUUGCCCGAGGACCCCGAGGGCGAAACCAAGGUCGACAAGCUCGGAAACCUGGAGGGCGGUCGCGACUAUCGCUGUCGCACGUUUACCGUGUUGGGACGCGGGAAUCGGCUCUACAUGUUGUCGACGGAGCCUGCUCGUUGCGUUGGUUUCCGAGACAGCUACUUGUUCUUCACGAAGCAUCGAAAACUGCACAAGAUCAUCGUCGACGACGACGAGAAGCGAGACAUGAUCGAGCGAGACAUUAUCCCGCAUUCUUACAAGGGUCGGUCAAUAGGUGUAGUUACGGCCCGGUCAGUCUUCAGGGAGUUUGGCGCCAGAAUCAUCAUUGGCGGCAAGCGCAUCACUGACGACUACAAUGUCGCUCAACUGCGGCAAGAGGGCGCCGUGGAGGGUCAGCUUGCCGACCCCGACGACCACUUUGUUCCUGGCGAGUACAACAAGAAUCAGUACGUUGCCUGGCACGGUGCCAGCGCCGUCUACCACACCAAUGUGCCGUCCGUGCCCGUGCCCAACGGGAAGCCGGAAUACAAGAAGCGCAAGGUCAACGUCAAUGACCAGAACUGGAUGCUGGAACAUGCUCGAGAGGCUAGCAUAUUCAACGCUGGAAUCAACGCGAUUCGCAAGUUCAACAAUGCCGGCGUCUACGACAUUCACACCAACAUGCUGCAAUACCCGGCCGUGAUGCAGCCGACGCGUGUGCGAAUCGAGCAAGUGAGUCCCGACGAGGAGGCGGCCACCAAGGGGAGCGCCAAGUUCCCACCCGUGCCUCUCCGAUUGUCAAGAAACUUCCUCGUCAUGGACACGUACUGCGAAGGUGCGCCGCACAACGACGCGUCUCUGCGGCCAAGCAACGAGACACCGGCAGAGUCUAUCGCUUCGUUCAAUGGGUUGGUGUCCGUGUCAGACGAGAUCAGGGAUCUGUUGCCGGCCGAGUGCCGAGAGGCGUUUGACCAGGCGCUCGAGGCCGAGAUGGAGUUCCGGUCGCGCUGGGGCACGGAGAAGGAGAAGAUGUCGCGCCGGGACCCCAUCAUUGAUAAGGCGAUAGUACCGUACAGCAUGUCGUAG
Messenger RNA from Metarhizium album ARSEF 1941, 1584 nucleotides. RefSeq names its product nuclear localization protein. Gene Ontology annotation, molecular function: chromatin DNA binding. Gene Ontology annotation, cellular component: nucleus. The record is from RefSeq and is a predicted model, not a curated record. Bases 1 to 1584 code for a protein of 527 amino acids. The transcript has 2 exons. NCBI's taxonomy places the organism in Eukaryota, Fungi, Ascomycota, Sordariomycetes, Hypocreales, Clavicipitaceae.